Messenger RNA from Dromiciops gliroides (monito del monte), 3178 nucleotides. RefSeq names its product TNF receptor associated factor 7 (gene TRAF7). Gene Ontology annotation, biological process: Notch signaling pathway; ribosomal large subunit assembly. Gene Ontology annotation, cellular component: nucleolus. The transcript is spliced from 21 exons. The record is from RefSeq and is a predicted model, not a curated record. Lineage: Eukaryota; Metazoa; Chordata; Mammalia; Microbiotheria; Microbiotheriidae. Gene Ontology annotation, molecular function: protein binding; zinc ion binding. The coding region runs from base 472 to 2487 and encodes 671 amino acids.
UGAUUUGAACUUAAGUCCUCCUGAAUCCAGGGCCAGUGCUUUAUCUACCAUGCCACCUAGCUGCCCCUCGGACACCUUUUAACAGCACUUUUCAUUAAUGCAUCUGGUGCCACGAGGACAUGGAGCCUUAACUUCUCUCAAUACUUCCACUAGCAAAUCCAAGUCCUCACUAACUGGAGCUCCUCAAAUCCCAGCUCACCUGGUGGGAGGAAGCCACAUAAUCCACAUGAUUUUCUCUGCCUCUGCUUUUUCCCUUAUUCCCCAAGAUGGAUAAGCGGUGGUCCUGUGAUUUCAAGUACAGAGAACUUCCAUAGGAAGAAAUCCCUUCUACAGAUGCAGGCCAGCACCUUCUCUGUUAUUUAUGGCCUUAGAGACUUGCCUUAUUCUCUACGGUGGAUAGAAACUGCUCCCUACAGGCUACAGAAUCAACACGAGAAAGCUGCCCGUGGAUACUAAAUGCUGCUCUAGAUUAUGAGCUCAAGCAAGAGUGCACGCUAUAAUCGUUUCUCUGGCGGCCCAGCAAACCUCCCUUCCUCGGACAGCACAAACGGGACCAGAAUGGAAACCACCUUUGGUCCUGCAUUUUCAGCUGUUACCACCAUUACUAAAGUAGCUGAUGGGACCAGCACGUACAAACAGCACCGUAGGACUCCCUCCUCCUCCAGCACACUCACCUACUCCCAGAGGGAUGAAGAAGAUGGCAUGCCCCCGAUCAACACUCCCCGACGCUCUGAUUCGGCCAUAUCUGUCCGCUCCUUGCAUUCUGAAUCCAGCAUGUCUUUACGGUCCACGUUCUCCCUGCACGAGGAGGAGGAAGAGCCAGAGCCUCUGGUGUUUGCGGAGCAGCCGUCAGUGAAGCUGUGCUGUCAGCUCUGCUGCAGUGUGUUCAAGGACCCAGUGAUCACAACCUGUGGGCACACAUUCUGUAGAAGAUGUGCCUUAAAGUCUGAGAAGUGCCCGGUGGACAAUGCCAAACUGACUGUGGUGGUGAACAAUAUCGCCGUGGCCGAGCAGAUCGGCGAGCUCUUCAUUCACUGCAAGCAUGGCUGCCGCACUGUGGGCAGCGGGAAGCCCGCCACCUUCGAGGUAGACCCCCGUGGCUGCCCCUUCACCAUCAAACUCAGCUCCAGGAAAGACCACGAAGGCAGCUGUGACUACCGGCCUGUGAGAUGCCCCAACAACCCCAGCUGCCCCCCUCUGCUGAAGAUGAACCUGGAGGCACAUCUCAAGGAAUGCGAGCACAUCAAGUGUCCUCACUCCAAAUAUGGCUGUACGUUCAUAGGAAAUCAGGACACCUAUGAAACUCACCUGGAGACCUGUAAGUUCGAAGGCCUGAAGGAGUUCUUGCAACAGACAGAUGACCGUUUCCAUGAAAUGCAUGUGGCCCUGGCACAGAAAGACCAAGAAAUUGCCUUCCUGCGGUCAAUGCUAGGGAAACUGUCAGAGAAGAUCGACCAGCUGGAGAAGAACCUGGAACUCAAGUUUGAUGUGCUGGAUGAGAAUCAAAGCAAACUCAGCGAAGACCUCAUGGAGUUCCGACGGGACGCAUCCAUGUUGAAUGAUGAGCUGUCUCAUAUCAAUGCCCGCUUAAAUAUGGGAAUCCUAGGAUCCUAUGACCCCCAGCAGAUCUUCAAGUGCAAAGGGACCUUUGUGGGCCACCAGGGCCCUGUGUGGUGUCUCUGUGUCUACUCCAUGGGGGACCUGCUUUUCAGUGGUUCGUCAGACAAGACCAUUAAGGUGUGGGACACCUGCACCACCUACAAAUGCCAGAAGACCCUGGAAGGUCACGACGGCAUCGUGCUCGCGCUCUGUAUCCAAGGGUGCAAGCUGUACAGUGGAUCUGCAGAUUGUACCAUCAUUGUCUGGGACAUUCAGAACCUGCAGAAGGUCAACACCAUCCGAGCUCAUGACAAUCCUGUUUGCACUUUGGUUUCCUCACAUAACAUGCUUUUCAGUGGUUCCCUCAAAGCCAUCAAGGUCUGGGACAUUGUGGGCACAGAGCUGAAGCUUAAGAAGGAGCUCACCGGCCUCAAUCACUGGGUACGGGCCCUGGUGGCCUCUCAGAACUACCUGUACAGUGGCUCCUACCAGACAAUCAAGAUCUGGGACAUCCGAAACCUCGAGUGCAUCCAUGUGCUACAGACGUCGGGGGGCAGUGUCUACUCCAUCGCGGUGACGAAUCACCACAUUGUCUGCGGAACCUAUGAGAACCUCAUUCAUGUCUGGGAUAUUGAAUCUAAGGAGCAGGUGCGGACAUUAACAGGUCACGUGGGGACGGUCUAUGCCUUGGCAGUCAUCUCAACCCCAGACCAGACCAAAGUUUUCAGCGCCUCCUACGAUCGGUCACUCAGGGUCUGGAGCAUGGACAACAUGAUCUGCACACAGACUCUCCUCCGACACCAGGGCAGCGUCACUGCCCUGGCCGUCUCCCGGGGUCGACUUUUCUCUGGAGCCGUCGAUAGCACUGUCAAGGUUUGGACAUGUUAAUGGGAGAAUCCAGGCCAGCACUCCCCCUGGGAAUCACCAGAUCCUCGUCCUGUGAGGUGCCAUCCCAUGGCCAGAGCCUUGGAGGGAAUCCCCAGGAAUGGUUGCCACACAAGUCAGCCAAGCAGCUGCUCCUGAACUUUUGCCCCAAAGCUGCUGCCCCAGGUAGUGGGCAUCCUCCAGGGCAGUGCAGGUACCUCAGCCCUCCUGCUCUGCCCACCCCACCCUCGCCACAGGAUGGCCUCCUCCACAAACGUACACAUGCGCACACUCCAGCCAGCUCCUCAGAGCCCCCGCCCAGAGGCCCAAUCACUGCUGGAGGAGAGGGGCCCACUCCCUUCCCUUGGUAGACGGUAAUCGAUGCUCCCAUGGCACUUGGGGCCUGCUGGUUGGGCCACACACACACACACACACACACACACACACACUCCUUUCCUCCUGCCCAUCGCUGCUCGUUGUGCUGCCAAGACACUCAAGCUCCUAUCAGAUGGUGGGCUGUUGGGGACGUUUACCCAGGGGCACCAGGUACGAUGCUCAAGCCCACACCAGUCCUCUGUUCACACUCCCCACAUCAUGGAAACCCUUCACCAGGCAAGGGACCGGCCUUGGCUACAUUUUUACUCAACAUUUUUUACGGUUUUUAGACUGUAUAUAGAUUUGAUUAUUUCCUCAUUGACAAUAAAAUCUAAAUGGA